Messenger RNA from Sorex fumeus (smoky shrew), 7046 nucleotides. It is a transcript of the gene ROBO1, whose product is annotated as roundabout guidance receptor 1. The transcript has 29 exons. The record is from RefSeq and is a predicted model, not a curated record. Gene Ontology annotation, molecular function: protein binding; axon guidance receptor activity. Gene Ontology annotation, biological process: axon guidance; cell-cell adhesion; Roundabout signaling pathway. Lineage: Eukaryota; Metazoa; Chordata; Mammalia; Eulipotyphla; Soricidae. Gene Ontology annotation, cellular component: plasma membrane; axon. The coding region runs from base 377 to 5329 and encodes 1650 amino acids.
UAUCAGCUUUUCCCUGCUACUGUGUGAUGAAAAAUGUUGACAAACAUUUGGAAGAAGUGAGAGUUGGCAGGAGCAGGUUAGGAACUCAUAGCUAUAGAGAAGGCAGAGAAAAGUGUCAGCUUAUCUCUCCUGACAUUUUGCUUAUGUAUAGAGGAAGGUUUUUACAUCCCUCCUAAUAUUUUUUAACAUUCCUUGGAUGAUUCAAAUGGAAAACCCUGAUGCUAUACACCUGCCUUUGGAGAAUGUAUGAGGAAAACAGCUUUUUUUGUAUCUAUUCCGAAUAAUAUGAAAGGAUUGGCUCCAGGUUUCCAUAUCCAGUAAAAGCCUUCAGGUUCGUCUGUGACAGGACUCUCCGUAGAGGUUAUUUUUACCUGGCAUGGCUGUCUUGUUACUGAUACUGCUGCUCUGGAUGGCAGAAAUAACUUCUCCUGUUGGUGCCUCAAGCAGAAUGAAAGCUGGGUCAAGGUGGAGAGGUGAAAAGAAUCACCCUGAAGACCUAGAGAGGGGGAACGACAACGGGACGCCCAUCCCCACCUCUGAUAACGAUGACAAUUCGCUGGGCUACACAGGCUCCCGUCUUCGGCAGGAAGAUUUUCCACCUCGCAUUGUUGAACACCCUUCAGACUUAAUUGUUUCCAAAGGAGAACCUGCAACUUUGAACUGUAAAGCCGAAGGCCGCCCCACACCCACUAUUGAAUGGUACAAAGGGGGGGAGAGAGUGGAGACUGACAAAGAUGACCCGCGCUCACACAGAAUGUUGCUGCCAAGUGGAUCUUUAUUUUUCUUACGUAUAGUCCAUGGACGAAAAAGUAGACCUGAUGAAGGGGUCUACGUUUGUGUAGCAAGAAAUUAUCUCGGAGAGGCGGUGAGCCACAAUGCAUCGCUGGAGGUAGCUAUUCUCCGGGAUGACUUCAGACAGAAUCCUUCAGAUGUCAUGGUGGCAGUUGGGGAGCCCGCGGUGAUGGAGUGCCAGCCACCACGAGGCCAUCCAGAACCCACCAUUUCAUGGAAGAAAGAUGGCUCUCCACUGGAUGAUAAAGAUGAAAGAAUAACCAUCCGAGGAGGAAAACUCAUGAUCACUUAUACCCGUAAAAGUGAUGCUGGCAAAUACGUUUGUGUUGGUACCAAUAUGGUUGGGGAACGUGAGAGUGAAGUAGCAGAGUUAACUGUUUUAGAGAGACCCUCAUUUGUGAAAAGACCUAGUAACUUGGCUGUAACUGUGGAUGACAUCGCAGAAUUUAAAUGUGAGGCCAGAGGUGACCCCGUGCCUACAGUACGAUGGAGAAAAGACGAUGGAGAGCUACCCAAAUCCAGAUAUGAAAUUAGAGAUGAUCAUACCUUGAAAAUUCGGAAGGUGAUGGCUGGUGACAUGGGGUCAUAUACUUGCGUUGCAGAAAAUAUGGUUGGAAAAGCUGAAGCAUCAGCUACUCUCACUGUCCAAGAACCUCCACAUUUUGUUGUGAAACCCCGUGACCAGGUUGUGGCCUUGGGGCGAACUGUCACUUUUCAGUGUGAAGCAACGGGAAAUCCUCAACCAGCUAUUUUUUGGAGGAGAGAGGGGAGUCAGAAUCUUUUGUUUUCGUAUCAGCCGCCGCAGUCAUCUAGCCGCUUUUCAGUCUCCCAGACCGGCGACCUCACGAUUACUAAUGUCCAGCGAUCUGAUGUUGGCUAUUACAUCUGCCAAACUUUAAAUGUUGCCGGGAGUAUCAUCACAAAAGCAUAUUUAGAAGUUACUGAUGUGAUUGCAGACCGGCCUCCCCCGGUCAUUCGACAAGGUCCUGUGAAUCAGACCGUCGCUGUGGAUGGAACUUUAGUGCUCAGCUGUGUGGCCACAGGCAGUCCACUGCCCACCAUUCUGUGGAGGAAGGAUGGAGUCCUCAUCUCCACCCAGGAUUCUCGAAUCAAACAGCUGGAGACAGGAGUGCUACAGAUUCGAUAUGCCAAGCUUGGUGACACUGGUCGGUAUACCUGCAUUGCAUCAACUCCCAGUGGUGAAGCAACCUGGAGUUCUUAUAUUGAAGUCCAAGAAUUUGGAGUUCCAGUUCAACCUCCAAGACCCACGGAUCCCAAUUUGAUACCUAGCGCACCCUCUAAACCUGAAGUAACAGAUGUGAGCAGAAAUACAGUAGCAUUAUCAUGGCAACCAAAUUUGAAUUCAGGUGCAACUCCAACAUCAUACAUUAUUGAAGCUUUCAGCCAUGCAUCUGGUAGCAGCUGGCAGACUGUCGCUGAGAAUGUGAAAACAGAAACAUUUGCCAUUAAAGGACUGAAACCUAAUGCAAUUUACCUUUUCCUUGUAAGAGCAGCUAAUGCAUAUGGAAUUAGUGAUCCAAGCCAGAUAUCAGACCCAGUGAAAACACAAGAUGUUCCCCCGACGAGUCAGGGGGUGGAUCACAAACAGGUCCAGAGAGAACUGGGAAAUGUCGUGCUUCACCUCCACAACCCCACCAUCCUCUCAUCUUCCUCCAUCGAAGUCCACUGGACAGUGGACCAACAAUCUCAGUAUAUUCAAGGUUAUAAAAUCCUAUAUCGACCGUCUGGUGCCCACCAUGGUGAAUCGGAGUGGUUAGUGUUUGAAGUGAGGACCCCAACCAAAAAUAGCGUGGUUAUCCCUGAUCUCAAAAAAGGAGUCAACUAUGAAAUUAAGGCUCGCCCCUUUUUCAAUGAAUUUCAAGGAGCAGAUAGUGAAAUUAAGUUUGCCAAAACCCUAGAAGAAGCACCGAGUGCCCCACCCCAAAGUGUAACUGUGUCAAAGAAUGAUGGCAAUGGAACUGCAAUUCUUGUUAGCUGGCAACCACCUCCAGAAGACACUCAAAAUGGAAUGGUGCAAGAGUAUAAGGUUUGGUGUCUGGGCAAUGAAACCCGAUACCACAUAAACAAGACAGUUGAUGGUUCCACCUUCUCUGUGGUUAUCCCGUCUCUGGUGCCUGGGAUCAGAUAUAGCGUGGAGGUGGCAGCCAGCACUGGGGCCGGACCAGGAGUGAAGAGUGAACCACAGUUCAUCCAACUAGAUUCGCACGGGAACCCUGUAUCCCCUGAAGACCAGGUCAGCCUUGCUCAGCAGAUCUCUGACGUGGUGAAGCAGCCUGCGUUCAUAGCAGGAAUUGGGGCAGCCUGCUGGAUUAUCCUUAUGGUCUUCAGCAUCUGGCUCUAUCGACACCGGAAGAAGAGAAAUGGGUUGACUAGCACUUACGCGGGCAUCAGAAAAGUAACUUAUCAGAGAGGAGGCGAAGCUGUGAGCAGUGGAGGGAGGCCAGGACUUCUCAACAUCAGUGAACCUGCCACACAGCCGUGGCUGGCAGACACGUGGCCCAACAGUAGCAACAACCACAAUGACUGCUCCAUCAAUUGCUGCACAGCGGGCAAUGGGAACAGUGACAGCAACCUCACUACCUACAGCCGCCCAGCUGAUUGUAUAGCAAAUUAUAACAACCAACUGGAUAACAAACAAACAAAUCUGAUGCUCCCUGAGUCAACUGUUUAUGGUGAUGUGGACCUUAGUAACAAAAUCAAUGAGAUGAAAACCUUCAAUAGCCCAAAUCUGAAGGAUGGGCGUUUUGUCAAUCCAUCAGGGCAGCCCACGCCUUACGCCACCACCCAGCUCAUCCAGUCAAACCUCAGUAAUAACAUGAACAAUGGCAGCGGGGACUCUGGCGAGAAGCACUGGAAACCACCCGGACAACAGAAGCAGGAAGUGGCACCAAUUCAGUAUAACAUCAUGGAGCAAAACAAACUGAACAAAGAUUAUCGGGCAAAUGACACGAUCCCUCCAACUAUCCCGUACAACCAAUCAUACGAUCAGAAUACAGGAGGAUCCUAUAAUAGUUCCGACCGGGGCAGUAGUACAUCUGGGAGUCAAGGCCACAAAAAAGGGGCACGGACACCCAAAGCGCCCAAACAGGGAGGUCUGAACUGGGCAGAUCUGCUCCCUCCACCCCCAGCACACCCGCCACCACACAGCAACAGUGAAGAGUACAGUAUGUCAGUAGAUGAAAGUUGUAGCUAUGACCAAGAAAUGCCAUGCCCCGUGCCACCAGCAAGGAUGUACUUGCAACAGGAUGAACUAGAGGAAGAAGAUGAUGAAAGGGGCCCCACACCACCCGUGCGGGGUGCAGCGUCCUCUCCAGCUGCAGUGUCUUACAGCCAUCAAUCCACUGCCACACUCACUCCCUCCCCACAGGAAGAGCUCCAGCCUAUGUUGCAGGAUUGUCCAGAGGAGAUGGGUCACAUGCAGCACCAACCAGACAGGAGACGGCAACCUGUGAGCCCUCCUCCGCCGCCGCGACCCGUUUCCCCACCGCACACCUACGGCUACAUUUCAGGGCCCCUGGUCUCAGAUAUGGACACGGAUGCGCCUGAGGAGGAAGAAGACGAGGCUGACCUGGAAGUGGCCAAGAUGCAGACCCGAAGGCUGUUGCUGCGCGGGCUGGAGCAGACCCCUGCCUCCAGUGUGGGGGACCUGGAGAGCUCCGUCACGGGGUCCAUGAUCAAUGGCUGGGGCUCGGCCUCCGAGGAGGACAACAUUUCCAGCGGGCGCUCCAGUGUCAGUUCCUCCGAUGGCUCCUUUUUCACCGAUGCAGAUUUUGCCCAGGCCGUGGCAGCCGCCGCAGAGUAUGCUGGCCUGAAAGUGGCCAGACGUCAAAUGCAGGAUGGUGCUGGUCGCCGACAUUUUCAUGCAUCUCAGUGCCCUCGACCCACAAGUCCUGUCUCCACUGACAGCAACAUGAGUGCCGCAGUCAUGCAGAAGGCCAGACCCGCCAAGAAGCCCAAACACCAGCCAGGACAUCUGCGCAGAGAAGCCUACACAGAUGAUCUUCCACCCCCACCAGUACCGCCACCUGCUAUUAAGUCACCCACUGUCCAAUCCAAAGCACAGCUGGAGGUACGACCCAUGAUGGUGCCCAAACUCCCUUCCAUAGAAGCACGAACAGACAGAUCAUCAGAUAGGAAAGGAGGCAGUUACAAGGGGAGAGAAGCGUUGGAUGGAAGACCAGUCACUGAAAAAACCAACCCAACUGAUUCCAGAGAAGCACAGGAACAGCAGAACGAUGGAAAAGGACGAGGAAACAAGGCAGUAAAACGAGACCUUCCGCCAGCGAAGACUCAUAUUGUUCAAGAGGAUAUUCUACCUUACUGUAGACCUACUUUUCCAACAUCAAAUAAUCCCAGAGAUCCUAGUUCGUCAAGUUCAAUGUCAUCCAGAGGAUCAGGAAGCAGACAAAGAGAACAAGCAAAUAUGGGUAGAAGAAAUAUUGCAGAAAUGCAAGUUCUUGGAGGAUAUGAAAGAGGAGAAGAUAAUAAUGAAGAAUUAGAGGAAACCGAAAGCUGAAGACAAGCAGAGAGUCUGGUGAGAUCUAACGUGCAAAGGAUCACUCAAGAUGCCUCAUGUCUGAAAACACAUGGCGCCAGAUAAGAUGUUCAGUGCAAUCAGAGUGUACAAAUUUUGGUUUUAUUCCUCUUACUGGAAUACCGUUUCUAAAAUCUAUUGGUUUUCUUGUUGUUGUUUGAUCCCUUUCCCCAUGAAGAACCUCCCUAUGCCCCCCUCACUGUUGGCAUACACUAAACCUUACUUCCAGCAAGGGAAGUCUCUGAGCUCUUGCUUCAGUCAUCAGCCAGCAGGAGAGAACAAAAAACGGUUCUUUUGCAUUUUGCCCCUGAGAUAUGGCAUUGCACUGCUUAUAUACCAAGCUAAUUUACAGCAAAGUUUUGAUCAAAGAACAUACGUUGUUUAAUAAACCUCAUGCCAAGGGCUCUCAAGAUAUAAUCUUUCUAUACCUAACUGCUUAGGCAAAAUAAAACAUCCUCAUUUUAACAUGAUUUUAAAAUCAGGCUUUCAUGCCACCCUCUGCUGGGAGAAAAGGAGAGGAAAAAAAAAAAACUAACCCAUAGCAAAUGCAGAACAACCACAAUCAAUUUAAAUGGGGUACAAACAUUGUAAAUAUAUACUCUUUGCAACCCCUGGUGAUAUUUUAUAUUGUUUUCAUUUCAAUCAUUGAAGUAUAUUCUUAUUGGAAAUGUACUUUUGGAUAAGUAGGCGUAAGCCAGUUGGAUCUCUGGUUGUCUAGUCAUUGUCAUAAAUAAACCUAGCAAAAACCUUGUUCUAUUUUUCAAUCAAAAAAAAAGCAAUUAUAAAUGCCUAUUACAAACAAAUGGAUGUUUUUAAUGACCAAUUGAAUAAGGACAUCCCUAUCUUAACUGGCCUAAAUUUCUUCUGGUAGUGUCAGUUCAACUUUCAGAAGUGCCACUUAAGGAAGUUUGAUUUUUGUUUUUGUAAUGCACUGUUUUUAAUCUUUUUUUUUUUUUGGUUUUAAAAGCACAAUCACUAAACUUUAUUUGUAAACCAUUGUAACUAUUAACCUUUUUUGUCUUAUUGAAAAAAUGUUGAAAGCGUUUUUUAACCUGUUUUUGUUAAUGCUCUAUGUUUGUAUUUGGAAUAUUUGAAUGAUGACAGGUGGUGAAGUAACGUGCAUACUUUAUUGUGGGCCAUGAAACCGAUGGUUCUUGCUUUUUCUGGACUUAACGAAAAAAGGUUUAAGUUUGUUAUGGCCAUUGUUGAAACUUACAAGAUUUACAAGAUUUCCUUAGAAGUGCAAAUAGAGGCAUUACUUGCUUUAAAUUGCCAUACAAUGCCCUCAGACUGUAGAUUUUUAUGAUCCUUUUUGUUGUUACAUAAAUUUCACUGACUUUAUAAUUGGUGCUAUUUGAAGAAAGAGAAAUGUACAUUCAUUCAUACAUAGGUCUCAGGCCUGACCCCACUGGAAAACAAAGCCAAACAAAACUGAACCACAAAAAAAAAAAAAAAAAUUAAAAAAAAGAAGAAAAAAAAAGCUGGUGUCCACCAAAAACUAAAUGUGUUCACUUAGAUAAUUUGAAAGUUUCAUAGAAAGAGUGUGCAGUACUAAGGGAACAAUCCAUGUGAUUAAUGUUUUCAUUAUGUUCAUGUAAGAAGCCUCUUAUUUUUAGCCAUAAUUUUGCAUACUGAAAAUUCAAUAAUCAGAAAAGUAAUUUUGUCGCAUUAUUUAUUAAAAAUGUUCUCAAAUACAUCA